AUGAAAUCCACAAUCUCCUCGUCGGAAAAGCCACCUCCGCCGCCGUCCUCGUCUAGCAGCGCCGCCAGCAUGUCAUUCUUUCUCUCUCCUCUCUCACUCUCUCUCCUCCUUUCCCGAACCACCAGGCUCAGCGCCUCCGCCACCUUUGGUAAUAAUGACCUUUUUGGUCUCCUCCAUGAGAAGAACCCGGCCGGUCCAGGCGUCCAUGUUGAGCCGGACGAGUCGGUCAAUAUCCCCCAGCAGGUGGCUCCGGAUGAUGGCGGAGCCGGCGAAGCUGGUGGUCAGAGAGUGCAUCCGGCGGUGGAGACCGCCGCGCAUGAGGAGGAGCGAGUGGCGGCCGAGGAGGUUGCAGAUGGAGCCGGGCCGGCCCUCGCUGUGGAGGAUGAGCCGGUUCGCGUCCGGGUCGGCGGAGAAGACGGUCGGCUCGCCGAAGACGUGGGUGGUGAAGAGCGAUCCGAACCGGGCGACCCGGUCGUCGAUGAAGGGCUCCGGAUUGGAGGUUUUGUAGGCGGAGAUGAGCUGGAGCGUCUCGCCGAUGAGGGGCGGCCCGAGGUUUCCCGGCGGGAGGAGGCGACGGCGACGGCGGACGGCGGCGGAGCGGAGGAGGAGGAGAAGGGGGAGGAGGAGGAGGAGGAAGUAGAGUAG
Molecule: messenger RNA, 645 nt
Organism: Striga asiatica
Lineage: Eukaryota; Viridiplantae; Streptophyta; Magnoliopsida; Lamiales; Orobanchaceae
Source: the annotation of a GenBank genome assembly